Darwinula stevensoni is the source of this 1653-nucleotide messenger RNA. NCBI's taxonomy places the organism in Eukaryota, Metazoa, Arthropoda, Ostracoda, Podocopida, Darwinulidae. The record is from the annotation of a GenBank genome assembly.
AUGAUAACACCACUUCCACUCUUCACGAUCGGCGAGGUUGCCUGGACCCGACGAGGUCAGCGCCCUCCUCCUCCGGCUCCUCUCGGGACGAACCAGGUUCAAUCGAAGGAGUCGAGGUUCUUGGCCUUCGCUCUUCCUUCCGGGGAUCCGGCGUUGCGAACGGCCCUGGCGUUGCUCGAUGGGGCCGUUUCAAGAGACAACGAAAACUCAAGGAGAAUCGGGAAGACAAACUUUUUCGAGGCAUCGGACGAGACGAACCUGGACGACAUGGAUCCGGACGACACGGAUCUGGACGACAUGGGCAUGACCGUAUGGCUGUGUCGAAGGCCGCUCGUCGGACAGAUGGGGAAAGGCGCGUCGUCAUCGACGACCGGGGUCAACCUUGGCAUGAUCGCACUGGGAAUCUCCCUCACAGGCCUGGGGUUUCCCACCUACACCAGGCUGCACGAGCCAAAGCGGUUCCACCCACACGCGCUGGAAGCUCGUCGCCGUCUGGGCUCCGUCCUCAAUAGUUUCGUCUCCCCCUUCCAGCGGUGCUGCUUUCCACAUGUCCCUGAGGAUCUGGCCGCUCAAAAUUUUUUGGGCAUGAGGUCCGGAUCCUUGAGCAUUGGUGAAAUUCCUGAAAUUAUCUGGAAGCACGUCGAGGUCGAAGGCCACUGUCCCGACGAUCGAGGGGAUCACUCCGAGGUUAAUCAUCAUGAAAGGGCCGAAAACGGCUGUUCCUCCGAAGAGCAAAGCCCUGAGGAUGAACACGUGUUCGAAGAUGCCGAUGGGGACGGAUACCCUGAAGUCCAGAUUGCAGAGAAGGCUAAUGAGUCCGCAGAUGAUGGCAGCGGUACUGGAGAUGGUCGAUCAUCGUUUAUGGAAAGAAGCGUUCAGGAGGAAUCCCAUCCCCUGACUGUGGGAUUCCCACGGCUGCGGGCAGGGGCGUUUCACGUGCACCCCGACACUCGAUCGUUCUCUUCGGCGCCCAGACCUUCCGUCUUUAGACCCCACAGGGACCUGUGCAUACAGGAAUCAAGUGCAUCUCCUGGGCCUGACCUCCCUCAAGCGAUUCCUCCUUGCAACAUCAUGAAGGGGCUCUACAUCCACGACGACCUGGAUGCCGUCCCCUUCGUAGAAGGGGUUUGGCUUUACACGGAGGAGGGUCUCCUACAGCUCCCGGUACCUCCCCCGGAGUCCUCCGAAAUUCUUGGUUUCAGCCUCGACCUCCCAAACUCGACGGAGGAAAAGGAGGCAUUGAAAGAAGAAAGUGCUUCGCUGCGAUUCCACCUCCUCGAAGCCAAUGCUGAAAAGAGGGCUGCUGAACUCCAGGUUGAAGCACUUCAACAAAAGCUUCAAGACCUGCGAGUGCUGGAAGCCGAGCUGGAGAGAGCCAAAGGAGAGGUUUUUUACUUGGAGACUUUGCUUUGGGAAGCAGAGGUUCACCAAGAGCAAGCCGAGGAUCGGCUUAAGGAAGCAGCCAAUAAGAGGAGCCAGGAGGCUCUUGAUGUAAGCAGCGGGGCAGGAAGAAACGCUCCACCACCACCAAAUUUCCUCCGUCUCCCACCCACAGCGCCUCAGAUGUGUUCCAAUGGGGUGGAUGAUCCUCCACCUCGCAGCACCCCACACCUCGACACGAGCGAUGCCCCUCGUGUUCAAGGCUCCUGCUGA